Daphnia pulicaria is the source of this 402-nucleotide messenger RNA. Its product is annotated as ankyrin repeat domain-containing protein 39-like. Gene Ontology annotation, molecular function: protein binding. The record is from RefSeq and is a predicted model, not a curated record. Lineage: Eukaryota; Metazoa; Arthropoda; Branchiopoda; Diplostraca; Daphniidae. The transcript is spliced from 4 exons. Bases 1 to 402 code for a protein of 133 amino acids.
AUGGAGCAAUGCACCCAUCACAACUGCCAGCACACUGCAUCUGCCAGUCAAACAUUAGAAGAAAUGGAUUUUGAAAGAGGACCGUGGUCUGCUGCACUUGAUGGGGAUUUGAACCGCCUUAGUAAGCUUCUGCAAAAGAUGAAUGCUGAUGCAGUUGACACAUCAGGAUACAGUUCUCUGCACUAUGCUUCAAGAGCUGGGCACUUGGAAGUUAGUUCACCUCUUCAUCGCGCCUGCCAACAAGGACAUUUAUUAGUGGUGAAAUUUCUGUUGCAGAAUGGAGCAGAUGCUGGAUUACAGGAUUCUGAUGGGUGUACUCCACUUCAUAGAGCAGCGUUAGCUAAUCGUACAGAUAUUUACGUAGCCGUUUACCAAAAGACUGCUGUUCAAGUGCCACUUUAA